CCGGGCGCCCCAGUCUCCCCGUGUCUUUCUCCUUAGGUUUUCCACCUCGUUGGGACCCCCGCACAACUAUGUCCAUCCUCUACGUCUCCCCGCACCCAGAUGCCUUCCCCAGCCUCCGAGCCCUCAUAGCCGCUCGCUACGGGGAGGCUGGCGAGGGUCCGGGCUGGGGCGGAGCCCACCCGCGCAUCUGUCUCCAGCCGCCCCCGACCAGUCGGACCCCUUUCCCCCCACCCCGCCUGCCCGCGCUGGAACAGGGGCCGGGCGGGCUCUGGGUGUGGGGGGCCACGGGGGCCACGGCCGUGGCCCUGCUGCUGUGGCCGGCAGGCCUGGGGGGCCCUGGGGGUAGCCGCGCAGCUGUCCUGGUCCAACAGUGGGUGAAUUACGCCGACACCGAGCUGGUCCCCGCUGCCUGCGGGGCGGCGCUGCCAGCCCUGGGACUCCGGAGCUCUGCCCAGGACCCCCAGGCUGCACUGGGGGCCCUGGGCAGGGCCCUGAGCCCCUUGGAGGAGUGGCUUCGGCUGCACACCUACUUAGCUGGGGAGGCCCCCACGCUGGCUGACCUCGCGGCUGUCACAGCCUUGCUGCUGCCUUUCCGAUACGUCCUGGACCCCUCUGCCCGCCGAAUCUGGGGUAAUGUGACUCGCUGGUUUACCACAUGUGUCCGGCAGCCAGAAUUCCGGGCCGUGCUGGGUGAAGUGGUUCUGUACUCAGGGGCCAGGCCUCUCUCCCAACAGCCAGGCCCUGAGGUCCCCGCACCUCCAAAGACAGCUGCUCAGCUCAAGAAAGAGGCAAAAAAACGGGAGAAGCUGGAGAAAUUCCAGCAGAAGCAGAAGAUCCAACAGCAGCAGCCCCCUCCAGGGGAGCAGAAGAAACCAAAACCGGAGAAGAAGGAGAAACGGGAUCCUGGGGUCAUUACCUAUGACCUUCCGACACCACCUGGGGAAAAGAAAGAUGUCAGCGGCGCCAUGCCCGACUCCUACAGCCCUCAGUAUGUGGAGGCGGCCUGGUACCCUUGGUGGGAGCAGCAGGGGUUCUUCAAGCCCGAGUAUGGACGGCCUAGCGUGUCAGCACCAAAUCCCCGAGGCGUCUUCAUGAUGUGUAUCCCACCCCCCAACGUGACAGGCUCUCUGCACCUGGGCCAUGCGCUCACCAACGCCAUCCAGGACUCCCUGACUCGAUGGCACCGCAUGCGUGGGGAGACCACCCUGUGGAACCCCGGCUGUGACCACGCGGGCAUCGCCACCCAGGUGGUGGUAGAGAAGAAGCUGUGGCGUGAGCAGGGCCUGAACCGGCACCAGCUGGGCCGUGAGGCCUUCCUGCAGGAGGUCUGGAAGUGGAAGGGGGAGAAGGGCGACCGGAUUUACCACCAGCUGAAGAAGCUCGGCAGCUCCUUGGACUGGGAUCGAGCCUGUUUCACCAUGGACCCUAAACUCUCAGCAGCCGUGACGGAGGCCUUCGUCCGGCUUCACGAGGAGGGCGUCAUCUACCGCAGCACGCGCCUGGUCAACUGGUCCUGCACCCUCAACUCCGCCAUCUCUGACAUCGAGGUGGACAAGAAGGAGCUGAGCGGUCGUACCCUGCUCUCUGUGCCUGGCUACAAGGAGAAGGUGGAGUUUGGGGUGCUCGUGUCCUUUGCCUACAAGGUCCACGGCUCAGACAGUGACGAGGAGGUGGUGGUGGCAACAACUCGGAUCGAGACGAUGCUGGGAGAUGUGGCUGUAGCCGUGCACCCCAAAGAUGCCAGAUACCAGCACUUGAAGGGCAAGAGCGUGGUCCACCCGUUUCUGUCUCGGAGUCUCCCCAUUGUCUUUGACGACUUCGUGGACAUGGAGUUUGGCACGGGUGCGGUGAAGAUCACCCCGGCACACGACCAGAACGACUACGAGGUGGGGCAGCGGCACAGGCUGGAGGCCGUCAGCAUCAUGGACUCCCGCGGCGCCCUUGUCAACGUGCCUGCGCCCUUCCUGGGCCUGCCCAGGUUUGAGGCCAGGAAGGCCGUGCUGGCAGCACUGAAGGAGCGGGGCCUGUUCCGUGGCAUCCAGGACAACCCCAUGGUGGUGCCGCUUUGCAACGUCUCCAAGGACGUGGUGGAGCCCCUGCUGCGGCCGCAGUGGUACGUGCGCUGCGGGGAGAUGGCCCAGGCCGCCAGCGCUGCCGUGACCCGGGGCGACCUCCGCAUCCUGCCCGAGGCCCAUCAGCGGACGUGGCAUGCCUGGAUGGACAACAUCCGGGACUGGUGCAUUUCCAGGCAGCUGUGGUGGGGCCACCGGAUCCCGGCCUACUUCAUCACCGUCAAUGACCCGGCCGUGCCCCCUGGGGAGGACCCCGACGGGCGGUACUGGGUGAGCGGACGCAGUGAGGCGGAAGCCCGGGAGAAGGCGGCCAAGGAGUUCGGAGUGUCCCCUGACAAGAUCAGCCUUCAGCAAGAUGAGGACGUGCUGGACACCUGGUUCUCCUCUGGCCUCUUCCCCUUCUCCAUUCUGGGCUGGCCCAACCAGUCAGAAGACCUGAGUGUGUUCUACCCGGGGACGCUGCUGGAGACCGGCCACGACAUCCUCUUCUUCUGGGUGGCCCGGAUGGUCAUGCUCGGCCUGAAGCUCACUGGCCGGCUGCCCUUCAAAGAGGUCUACCUCCACGCUAUCGUGCGAGACGCCCAUGGCCGGAAGAUGAGCAAGUCUCUGGGCAACGUCAUCGACCCCCUGGAUGUCAUCCACGGAGUGUCCCUGCAGGGCCUCCAUGACCAGUUACUAAACAGCAACCUGGAUCCCAGCGAGGUGGAGAAGGCUAAGGAAGGGCAGAAGGCGGACUUCCCGGCGGGGAUCCCUGAGUGUGGCACCGACGCGCUCCGGUUUGGACUCUGCGCCUACACGUCCCAGGGUCGGGACAUCAACCUGGACGUGAACCGGAUACUGGGCUACCGCCACUUCUGCAACAAGCUCUGGAAUGCCACCAAGUUUGCCCUCCGUGGCCUUGGCAAGGGCUUCGUGCCAUCUGCCACCGCCGAGCCUGGAGGCCACGAGAGCUUGGUGGACCGCUGGAUCCGCAGCCGGCUGGCCGAGGCCGUGAGGCUCAGCAACCAGGGCUUCCAGGCCUACGACUUCCCAGCCGUCACCACCGCCCAGUACAGCUUCUGGCUGUACGAGCUCUGUGACGUGUACCUGGAGUGCCUGAAGCCCGUGCUGAGCGGGGCAGACCAGGUGGCGGCCGAGUGUGCCCGCCAGACGCUCUACACCUGCCUGGACGUCGGGCUGCGGCUGCUGUCACCCUUCAUGCCCUUCGUGACCGAGGAGCUGUUCCAGCGGCUGCCCCGGAGGACACCGCAGGCUCCUCCCAGUCUCUGCGUCACCCCGUACCCAGAGCCCUCGGAGUGCUCCUGGAAGGACCCCGAGGCGGAAGCCGCCCUGGAGCUGGCGCUGAGCAUCACGCGAGCGGUGCGCUCCCUGCGUGCCGACUACAACCUCACGCGGAUCCGGCCCGACUGUUUCCUGGAAGUGGCUGACGAGGCCACGGGCGCCCUGGCCUCAGCAGUGUCGGGCUACGUGCAGGCGCUGGCCAGCGCUGGCGUGGUGGCUGUCCUGGCCCUGGGGGCCCCUGCUCCACAGGGCUGCGCGGUGGCCCUGGCCUCUGACCGCUGCUCCAUCCACCUGCAGCUGCAGGGGCUAGUGGACCCGGCCCGGGAGCUGGGCAAGCUGCAGGCCAAGCGCAGUGAGGCACAGCGGCAGGCUCAGCGUCUGCGGGAGCGCCGGGCUGCCUCUGGCUACCCCGUCAAGGUGCCCCUCGAAGUCCAGGAGGCCGACGAGGCCAAGCUUCAGCAGACGGAGGCAGAGCUCAGGAAGGUGGAUGAGGCCAUCGCCCUGUUUCAGAAGAUGCUGUGACCGCCCAGCGCCACUCCGCAUUACCUCCGUGGCCCACCGUGGGGAUGGCUGCAAUAAAAUAUUUUGCCACAGAG
Tupaia belangeri chinensis (Chinese tree shrew) is the source of this 3949-nucleotide messenger RNA. RefSeq names its product valyl-tRNA synthetase 1 (gene VARS1). Gene Ontology annotation, molecular function: valine-tRNA ligase activity; aminoacyl-tRNA deacylase activity; ATP binding. The transcript is spliced from 29 exons. Gene Ontology annotation, biological process: valyl-tRNA aminoacylation. The record is from RefSeq and is a predicted model, not a curated record. Gene Ontology annotation, cellular component: cytosol. Bases 69 to 3875 code for a protein of 1268 amino acids. Lineage: Eukaryota; Metazoa; Chordata; Mammalia; Scandentia; Tupaiidae.